Messenger RNA from Pyricularia grisea, 552 nucleotides. RefSeq lists its product as uncharacterized. Bases 1 to 552 code for a protein of 183 amino acids. Lineage: Eukaryota; Fungi; Ascomycota; Sordariomycetes; Magnaporthales; Pyriculariaceae. The transcript is spliced from 3 exons. The record is from RefSeq and is a predicted model, not a curated record.
AUGUCUACUGCUGGGCCUACGGGCGUUGAAUUGGAAGAUGAGGAGGAUAUCGACGACGAAGAACAUGAACCUCUCGAAGGAAAUACUGCUUGGGACGUUGGCUGGACUUAUGUCGACGCCGGGUAUUUUAUGGUAUGGUACGAGAACCUGCAUCUUCAAUCAACCGAUUGGGAGACGUGGGAAAUGGUUUACGAGAGGCCUUCUGCCGAGGGCCCCAAGUGCAGCGCUGAGGGCCGUUAUGAUAACAAUACUAUGCGAGCUGUAGUCACCAAAAACGGGAGCGGCGGCCACAUGAGCGACCUCACUUUCACAGGCGGUAAAUGGGGUAUUUAUGGUGGGAACCAGCAGUUUACCGGGCAGCAUAUCACCUUCAAGAACUGUACUGUGGCAGCGCAGCUGAUCUGGGAGGGGCUGGGCAUGGAAGUCGAUUGUUGUCGACGGCCAUCAAACUCAUUUCGGAUGAUCACCUCGCGCGGUAUUGGCGGCACUUCAAUCAUUGAGUCGAUUAUUAGAAACACCGAUACAGCUGUCGCCAUGUGCCAGUCCACCUAG